AUGGUCUCGCUUCAUAACCCUUUUAGUAAGGGAGAUAAGGAGAAUGAGCCGCCGUCCGACCCUAAACAAGUCCAGAAGGAUUUUGCGCACGAGCUAGAAGCGGAAGGUGCGGACGUCAAUGUCUUUGACGAGAAUGCCUCGCCUGAGCAGAAGGCGCGAGCGGCCGCCAAGGCGCGUCAGGAUAUCCAACCUCGCGGUGAGAUGGCUGAGCUUCAGGAAGAGAAGAAGCGUAAGGAGAUCGAGAUACUCAACCGUGAGUGUUCCUCUGAUCUUCAAGGUCGUCGUGUGCGUGCGGAUGUCGGUAUUCGUGACAUUGACGAGGCGAGUCGUCAGCGUGGCCAGCUAGGCGGGGAGUUGCUUGUGCCUGGUGCGUUGCCAGCGGGUUCUCCGUCUGUCAAUAUCCCUGACUGGUACACGGUCGGCUGGAUUGGUGUAUCGCGUCGUAUGCUCGGUAUGAAGCCUGAUGAGCUGGAUGUGCAGCGUGCGCAGUUGCGUGACACUGACAUUGUGAGCUCGUUCCUGGAAGAUGCGUACUAUGGGUACCUAUGGUUUGACGCAGGUGCAAUUGUUGGCGCUGUCAUCGUGACCUACCUCAUGACGCGUUUUGGUGCUGGUUGGGGUAUGGCGAUCAUUAUUAUGGCCGUGGCAGGCACGUACUACACGACCUCCGUGCGUCGCACACGGCAGCGUGUGCGCGAUGAUGUGGCACGCGAGCUUGCGCGUCACCGCAUGAUCUCUGAGAACGAGACGGCGCGUUGGAUCAACCACUUCCUGGCGCGGUUCUGGCUCAUUUACGAGCCUGUGCUUUCGGCCACCAUCAUUCAAUCGGUCGAUGAGGUGCUGCGUGAUAAUACGCCUGCAUUCCUUGACUCGCUGCGCCUGACCACGUUUACUCUCGGUACCAAGGCUCCGAUUGUGGAGUAUGUGCGUACGUUGUCCGACACGGACGACGACAUUAUUGUAAUGGACUGGAAAGUCAGCUUCACGCCCAGUGAUGUGGCUGACCUGACUGUGCGUCAGGCCUCGCGACGAAUCAACCCGAAAGUGGUGCUCACGAUCCGUGUCGGUAAAGGUAUGGUCGGCGCUGGUCUGCCGAUUCUUGUGGAAAACAUGAGCUUUGUGGGUACUAUGCGUAUCCGCCUCAAGCUGAUUUCCAGCUUCCCUCACGUGCAGAUGGUCGAUUUGUCGUUUAUGGAGCCGCCCAGCUUUGACUUUGAGUUGAAGCCCAUUGGUGGUAGCACCUUCGGCCUGGAUGUAGCGGCGUUGCCGGGUCUCUCGGGCUUUAUUCAGAACCAGGUGCAUGCGUCGCUUGGUCCGAUGAUGUACAACCCGAACCAAUUCUCGCUGAACUUGGAGGAUAUCAUGUCGGGUACGCCUCUCGAUGCUACAGUUGGUGUGCUGCAAGUCACCAUUUGGUCGGCGCGUGAUCUGCGGCGUGUGUCGGUCAUGGGCGGCGAGCCGGAUCCCUAUGUGUCCAUCUCGCUGAACGAUGGCAAGGAGAUUGCUCGAACGGGUGCCAAGACGGCUAUUUCGCAGCCGACGUUCAAGGAGACGAAGCAUGUGCUGCUGAAAGAGCUGCAAGGUCUGCUGUCGCUCACAGUCAUGGACGACAAUGGCAGCCGCCCUGAUACGCGUCUCGGUGUGACACGCUUUGACCUGUCAUCGCUCAUGCAAAACCCAAAUCCUGGCCAGCUGAACAAGGCGAUCAUGUAUGACGAGAAGCCCAGUGGUUCGGUGCAGUACUCGCUGAGCUACUUCCCAGUGCUCAAGCCUGAGAGUGCGCCGGAUGGCACGCUGCUCCCGCUGCCGGAGACGUCGGCGGGUAUCAUGCGCCUGACGCUGCACCAAGUCCGUGACUUGGUCCCCUCCAAGACGCUGGAGGGCUUUAUGCAUCCCAAGGCACGCCUCUCGCUGAACAAGAAGCUCAUCAAGGAGACGGCUGUGAUCAAGGAUACCCAUGACCCGAUCUUUGAAGAGGUGCUGGAGUUCUUCAUUACAGAUCGCUAUGGCAGUACCCUUACCGUGGACAUUGUCGAUGCGCGUCCGCUGGCCAAGGACGCCGUGGUCGCCUCGCUGAAUGUGCGUGUCGACGAUAUUGUGCAUGCUCGGCAGCGCAAGCAGGACUGGUUCCCCUUCCCGAACAACGAUCGCGCGCGCUUGCGCAUGUCGGGGCAGUGGAAGCCUAUCUUGAUGUCGGGCAGCAUCAACGGCAGCAACAGCUACCGCCCUGCGAUUGGUGUGCUCAAGUUCUGGGUGCGUCGUGCGAAGGACCUGAAGAAUGUCGAGGCUCUUUCUGGCGGCAAGUCGGAUCCUUAUGCGAUGCUUCGUGUGAACAAUUUGGUGGUCAGCGGCACGAGUGUGAUUGACGACAACCUGAACCCCGUGUGGAACCAGGUGCUGUAUGCGCCUGUGCACUCCACCGCGGAGGUGGUGCGGUUGGAAGUCAUGGACUACCAAACCUCGACGGCCGACCGUACGCUUGGCUACUGCGAUCUGCCUGUGAGCAAGCUGGCCAGUGACAAUGUAUCCGACAGCACGUAUCCAUACCAAGGUCUGGGUCGUCAGGCGCACCAUGAGCCGCUGCGCCAGCCGAACGGCACGACCAAAGGCACGAUUGACUUUGAUGUGGAGUUCCUUCCGUCCAUGCACGUGCGCGGAGCGAACUUCUUGGAGCAGAACCGCCGCCUGGAAGCGGAGCGCCGCAAGGCCGAAGGUCGGGCUGCGCCGGCCGCGCAAAACUCGCUCUUUGACUCGCCGGAUGCGAUCGAAGCGGCGGGUGGUGCGACGCGUGCUGGUCACGCGACUACGUACGACGAUGACAUGGAAGAUGACGAUCCAGAUGCUGGUAUGGACUUUACGAAUGAGCAGCUGCUCUCGUGCCCCUCGGGCAUUGUCGUGUUCAACAUGAUCUCGGGCAAGAUCGCACGGCCUCGUGCGCAGUUGGAGGUCGUAUUUGAUGACGCGUACUGGCCGGCGUACACGACGGAGCGACGCAAGGCGGAGUACGACUGGGAUGAAGUCGGUGAGGCGGUGGUUCGUGAGUUGGAUGUGUCGAAUGUGUGGUUCCGUCUGCGUACAGGUCCGCGCGACUCGGAUGUGUUUGCCGAGUGCUCGAUGCCGACCAAGCAGCUGCUCGACGGCACGCUGGACGAGCCCAUGGAGCUGACGUUGUCGGCUACGGGUGAAAAUGGCUCGAUGGAUCCGUCGCAGCUGCUGAAUAAGCCCGGCAAGCUGCAGCUGGAUGACAUGAAGAUGCAUGCGCCGUCGAUGAGUGACAUUACCGCGAUGCCCGGCAAAGCCGUGGAGAAGGGUCAGUCAGUGGCGACCAAGGGCAUGGAGAUGACGUCGCAGCUGGGUCAGGGUGAGAUCUUUGCGGCCGACGGUACGAGCAAGAUCAAGAUUAGUUGCCGCUACAUCCCGAUGGAUGUCCACUUGGAGCCUGUGGAGAGUGUCGUGAACCAGGGUCUGCUCUCGAUCGAAGUGCUUUCGUGUGCGAACCUUUCAGUGGCCGACCGCGGCGGCAAGUCGGAUCCGUACGUGCUCUUCCAGGACAACGGCGUGACUGUCGCACGGACCAAGACCGUGAAACGCAACUUAAACCCGACGUACAACGAGCAGCUGCCCGAUGUGUUUAUCCAGUCGCGGCUGACGCACGAAUAUGUUUUCAAUGUGCGUGACUGGGAUCAGGUGGGCGCGUCCGACCCGCUGGGCAAGGCCGUUGUGAACCUGGCGGAGCUGGAGCCGUUUGAGACGUACGAGCGGACGUACCCACUCACAGGCGAAGGCGCGAACGAUGACAGCUCGAUCACCGUGCGUCUGAUGUUCCAGCCGCAGUACCUCAACAACCGUACCCACAAGCUGAACCGGCACUUGGUCGGCGACGUCGCUUCGAAUGUCAUUGGCGGCAUUGGCGGCCUGGGCCGCGGCGUAGCGACGGGCGGCAAGACGUUUGGCCGUGGCAUCAUGGGCGUCGUGGGCCUUGGCAAGAAGGGCAAGGACGAGGAGGAUGCGGAGGCCGCUGCGAUGGAGUACGCGGCGAUGCACCAACCGCCUGAGGCUGCGGGCAGCAUGUCUCCAGGGCCCGCCGGCGGCGAAGCGCAUCCUCACCACCAUGACGUCAUGUCGAUGCACUCACGGCAGGGCGGUGGCGAUGCUGGCUCCAUGCAGGAGACAGUGAGUCUCAUGGAAGGCGGUCAGCAUGCUCGUCGGCGUCAUCGUCUGCACAAUCCUUUCAAGAAGCGUACAUAG
Messenger RNA from Malassezia pachydermatis, 4248 nucleotides. RefSeq names its product tcb3-protein localized to bud-enriched. Lineage: Eukaryota; Fungi; Basidiomycota; Malasseziomycetes; Malasseziales; Malasseziaceae. The coding region runs from base 1 to 4248 and encodes 1415 amino acids. The transcript has a single exon. Gene Ontology annotation, molecular function: lipid binding. The record is from RefSeq and is a predicted model, not a curated record.